Messenger RNA from Ochlerotatus camptorhynchus, 942 nucleotides. Its product is annotated as steroid receptor RNA activator 1-like. The coding region runs from base 165 to 893 and encodes 242 amino acids. Gene Ontology annotation, biological process: regulation of transcription by RNA polymerase II. Gene Ontology annotation, cellular component: nucleus. The record is from RefSeq and is a predicted model, not a curated record. NCBI's taxonomy places the organism in Eukaryota, Metazoa, Arthropoda, Insecta, Diptera, Culicidae. The transcript has 3 exons.
UGGUCAUCGCCGUCGUUAAUUCGUCACUAUAAAAAUCUGCAGUUUUGUGUUCUUUUACGUAUCUAAAUUUCAAAAAAUGCAUUAUUAAUAUUAUUUAGUUUCGUGUAUUUAUAACAACAUUUUCAAUUUGUGAUAUUUAUUAUUAUUAAUACUGUUAUUUAACAAUGAGUGCUGAAAAUUAUCGCAGUGCAACGAAGUCGCACGACCCUGGCUGGAAUGACCCUCCGAAGCUCAGCUACAGCCCCGGUGUGGUCACCGGGCAAACACCGAAAUUAAAUCUGAAUAAGCGAAUCGCUUUCCCGGUAGCAGGAACAACCGCUGUAAAUCAACCACCACCAGUCCCAGGUGCGGCCGCCAUCGGUAGCUCUCUUCCUCAAUUUGUUCCAGCUGCUUCCUCCGGACCACCAAUGGCAGGUCCACCUCGUAGUGUCAAUCCGUCUGCACCACCAAUGCUGACGGUUGGGACACCUCCUCGAGUUGGUCAGAUCGAUAAGCCCAGUUCGAAUGCAGUCGAUGAUACGCUGGUGUACCCGAAAGAUGACGAAAUGAGGGACUUUGUGAAAGGCAUUCUCGGGGAUUUUCUAUUGAAAACAGAUAGUACACGGCAAGCGGAGAUUCGGAAACGUUUGGAUUUAAUGCAAGAAAGCUGGAACGAUGGGAAAUUGAGCGAUGGUCUCACUAGAAAGCUAUAUCGAUUAGCAUUUGCACUGAACGAAGGAAGAGUAUCGGAUGCGAAUGACGGUCAUCGGUCAAUUAUAGUCGAACACGGCAAGGAAUGCGUUCAGUGGGCUCCGGCGUUAAGACAGUUGAUUCAGGCUGUUCCUACGCCGGCAGAAAUGGUCACUGAAGCAACUGAAGGGGAUGAGAAGGAGGCCAUCACGAAACCUUUAUGAUUGGUGUGCAAUUAAAGUGCAAACUCCUCAGUGGAUUUCUGUAAACAUA